AUGGCAUUGAAGGUGAACUUGAGCCGCAUGGAUUAUUUGUCUCAGAGCGCAAAUCAAACCUUCACUGUCCGGAAUACUUCUGCCGAAGCGGCGAGCAUCUUAGCCGGCGUGCUGAUUGUCACUAUUGUGGUUGACAUUAUCGGAAACCUACUCGUCAUCCUCUCAGUGUACAGAAAUAAAAAGCUGAGGAACGCAGGUAAUAUCUUUGUGGUCAGUCUGUCAGUGGCAGACCUGGCAGUAGCCUUGUAUCCCUUCCCAUUGGUGCUACUGGCAAUCUUCCGUAAGGGUUGGACGUUGAGUGCCUGGCAUUGCCAGCUGAGCGGUUUCGUCAUGGGCUUGAGCGUCAUUGGCUCCGUCUUCAACAUCACGGCCAUAGCCAUCAACCGCUACUGCUACAUCUGUCACAGCCUUCACUAUGAUCGCCUCUACACCCGCAGGAACACCUGCCUCUGCCUUGCUCUCACCUGGCUGCUCACCGCCAUCGCCACCCUCCCGAAUUUCGUGGUGGGCUCACUGAGUUAUGACCCACGUGUUUUUUCCUGUACCUUCACGCAGACAGCAAGUUCCGGGUACACCAUCUGUGUGGUGCUUCUGCAUUUCCUGCUGCCUCUGGCCGUCGUGUCCUUCUGUUACCUGCGCAUCUGGAUCCUGGUGAUCCGUGUGAAGAACCGGGUCCGAUCUGAGACCAAGCCUGGGCUCCGGGCUGGAGACCUCCGCAACUUCCUGACCAUGUUCGUGGUGUUUGUGCUGUUCGCUGUGUGCUGGGCACCCCUCAACCUGAUUGGCAUCGCCGUGGCGAUAGACCCGGCCAGGGUGGCGCCGAACGUGCCCGACUGGCUGUUUGUGAGCAGUUACUUCCUUGCGUACUUCAACAGCUGCCUGAAUGCUGUCGUGUAUGGGCUGCUCAACCAGAACUUUAGGCGCGAGUACAAACAGAUUUUGCUGGCACUGUGUGCACCAAGGACAUUCUUCAUAGAAAACUCAAGAGGUGGAACUGACGCACCAAAGAGCAAACAGUCACCCGCUGUGACAAACAACAACCAGGUAUAG
Chanos chanos (milkfish) is the source of this 1050-nucleotide messenger RNA. RefSeq names its product melatonin receptor 1C (gene mtnr1c). The coding region runs from base 1 to 1050 and encodes 349 amino acids. Gene Ontology annotation, cellular component: plasma membrane. The transcript has 2 exons. Gene Ontology annotation, molecular function: melatonin receptor activity. NCBI's taxonomy places the organism in Eukaryota, Metazoa, Chordata, Actinopteri, Gonorynchiformes, Chanidae. Gene Ontology annotation, biological process: G protein-coupled receptor signaling pathway. The record is from RefSeq and is a predicted model, not a curated record.